This is a messenger RNA of Lagopus leucura (white-tailed ptarmigan), 4774 nucleotides long. RefSeq names its product calpain 3 (gene CAPN3). Gene Ontology annotation, biological process: negative regulation of apoptotic process; proteolysis. The record is from RefSeq and is a predicted model, not a curated record. Gene Ontology annotation, cellular component: cytoplasm. Gene Ontology annotation, molecular function: calcium-dependent cysteine-type endopeptidase activity; calcium ion binding. Bases 345 to 2777 code for a protein of 810 amino acids. The transcript has 24 exons. Lineage: Eukaryota; Metazoa; Chordata; Aves; Galliformes; Phasianidae.
UGGUAGAUAUUUUUAGAUUUCACUGGUUAAAGCUUGUCUCUUCUCAGCGCUUCUACACACUGGGUCGGCACACACAGAUGCUGUAGAUAGAACAACUCAGGCACAGGACUCAGCCUACAGAGAACCUUGUUCUCCAUCAGGGAAUAAAUUCCACUUUCUUAUGCAAAAAUACCACCCUUUGAGAAGAUGCACAGAGAGCUGAACCAGAUGGGAUUGUAUCGCUUAUAAGUUUUAACUAGGAGAUUUCAACAAAAAGGGGCAACGGCAACUUCCUCUUUUCUCAAAUUUCCUUCCAGUGUGCAAGAUCUUGCUUUCUUUCAACGCUUGCUGUAAGGCCACUUCUCAUGCCGUCCGCCAUAAAUGCAGCGGUGGCUCAGCAGGCAGCUGCCGGGUCAGUUCCUAGCACUACCAGCACGACAACUGAAGGCACAGGGGGAGGCACAGGAGGGAUUUAUUCUGCCAUUAUAAGUCGCAACCAGCCCAUUAUCAAAGUAAAGGAAAAGACCUAUGAAGAGCUUCACAAGAAGUGUCUGGAGAAAAACAUUCUCUAUGAGGAUCCUGAUUUCCCACCUAAUGAGACUUCCCUCUUCUACAGCCAGAAAGUCCCCAUCAAGUUUGAAUGGAAAAGACCACGUGAAAUUUGUGAGAAUCCACGAUUUAUUAUUGGUGGAGCCAACAGAACAGAUAUCUGCCAAGGAGAAUUAGGCGAUUGCUGGUUCCUGGCUGCCAUUGCUUGCCUGACACUGAAUAAAAAACUGCUCUGCAGAGUCAUACCUCAUGACCAGUCCUUCAUACACAACUAUGCUGGCAUCUUUCACUUCCAGUUUUGGCGCUAUGGAGACUGGGUGGAUGUCAUCAUUGAUGACUGCCUACCCACAUACAACAACCAGCUGGUCUUCACCAAAUCCUCCCAGCGCAAUGAGUUCUGGAGUGCUCUCCUGGAAAAGGCCUAUGCAAAACUCCAUGGAUCCUAUGAAGCUUUGAAAGGAGGCAACACCACGGAGGCGAUGGAGGAUUUCACUGGAGGGGUGACAGAGUUCUAUGAGAUAAAGGAUGCUCCUAAAGAUAUCUAUAAAAUCAUGAAACAUGCCAUUGCCAGAGGAUCCCUCAUGGCCAGCUCCAUUGAUGAUAACCUAGGCUUUUCCUAUGGAGCAGCUCCUAGAAGCGACAUUAGAGAAAUGAUUGCUCGAAUGGUGAAGAACCUGGAAAAUGCACAGAUGAGUCACUCCACUGUGGACCACCAGGGGACAGAUGAAAGGCCAGCCUGGACUAUAAUGCCAAUGCAGUAUGAAACUCGGAUGUCUUGUGGGCUGGUCAAAGGUCACGCAUACUCAGUCACAGCUGUGGAAGAGACAACAUUUAAAGGGGAAAAGAUACGUCUGAUAAGGCUGAGAAACCCGUGGGGACAGGUGGAGUGGAAUGGACCUUGGAGCGAUAAAUCAGAAGAGUGGAACUUCAUUAAAGAAGAAGAGAAAAUUCGCCUGCAACACAAGAUUGUGGAAGAUGGGGAAUUCUGGAUAUCGUUUGAAGAUUUCAUGAGGCAUUUCACAAAACUUGAGAUCUGUAACCUCACACCUGAUACUUUGGAAGCUGAUAAGCUUCAGACCUGGACUGUGUCAGUCAACGAAGGACGCUGGGUGAGAGGCUGCUCAGCUGGAGGGUGCCGCAAUUAUCCAGAUACAUUUUGGACCAAUCCCCAAUAUCGCUUGAAGCUCCUAGAGGAAGAUGAUGAUCCUGAAGAUGAAGAGGUUAUCUGCAGCUUCCUGGUAGCACUGAUGCAGAAAAACAGGAGGAAAGAACGCAAGCUGGGAGCCAACCUCUACACCAUUGGCUUUGCCAUCUAUGAGGUACCCAAAGAGAUGCACGGUACUAAGCACCACUUGCAAAAGGACUUUUUCCUCUACAAUGCUUCCAAAGCUAGAAGUAAGACCUAUAUAAACAUGCGAGAAAUCUCUGAGCGCUUCCGGCUGCCUCCCAGCGAGUAUGUUAUCAUCCCAUCCACAUACGAACCCCACCAGGAGGGAGAAUUCAUCCUGAGGGUUUUCUCAGAGAAAAGAAGUCUUUCAGAGGAGGUUGAAAACAUGAUUGAGGCAGAUCGCCCAUCAAAGAAGAAAAAAGGCAAGCCUAUCAUCUUUGUUUCUGACAGAGCAAACAGCAAUAAGGAGCUGACAACAGACGAAGAUGCUGGCAAAGAUGGUGAAAAAACCCACGUAGAUGAGAAAAAGCGGUCUUCAGCGAAAGCUCGUGAGAAGAGUGAAGAGGAAACACAGUUCAGGAAUAUUUUCCGACAGAUUGCAGGGGAUGACAUGGAGAUCAAUGCCGAAGAACUCAGGAAUGUUCUCAACAACGUUGUUAAAAAACAUAAGGACCUAAAGACAGAAGGAUUUGAACUAGAAUCUUGCCGCAGCAUGAUUGCUUUGAUGGAUACAGAUGGCUCAGGGAAGAUCAACUUUGAUGAGUUCCGACACCUCUGGGACAAAAUCAAAAGCUGGCAGAAAAUCUUCAAGCAUUACGAUGCUGACCAUUCAGGAAACAUUAACAGCUAUGAGAUGCGCAAUGCAGUCAAAGAUGCAGGGUUUCGGCUGAACAACCAGCUCUAUGACAUCAUCACGAUGCGCUACGCUGACAAGAACAUGAACAUCGACUUUGACAGCUUCAUCUGCUGCUUUGUGAGACUGGAUGCUAUGUUCAGGGCAUUCCAUGCCUUUGAUAAAGAUGGAGAUGGAAUCAUAAAACUCAAUGUCCUGGAGUGGCUGCAGCUCACCAUGUACGCCUAACAUCAAGGAGAGCCUUAAUCAAGGACCUGCUCCAGAUUGCUGUUUUAAGUAAUGAACUCCAUCCAUCCCCCAUUACAAAUGAGCAUUUUGCAAGAUUCCUGCUUUGCUCACCAAAGAUAAAACAUGCGUGAAAGAAUGAAGACACAGCCACGCUGCAGCAAGCAAAGCAGUGCUCACUUCCUGUACCUACUGCUGUAGUAUCUCCAGGACAUUUACAUUCAACCAUGAGGAUUAAUUUAUUGAUGACUGUAUUUAGGUUUUCCUGCAUGUUAAGACACAGAGCAUACACCUUAACUCUGUUUAUAUUGACAGUUGGAAGCACCAUCUCUAUAGUCAGUACAGAUCAGGUAAAACUGGGCCUGGAUCUGAACUGUGCAAGUCAAAAGCGUCUCCUACCACCUUGUAAUUAGUCAUUAACUCUGUUCUGAUGUUGCUACUCCCAUUUCAGCCUUUUCAUGUUGUUAACUAUUUCACUGAGAUUGUGCUAAUUACAUUAAUGAGUCAUGAUCACAUAUGUCUUUACAACUGUAGCUUUGUGGGUUGAUCCUCUGUUGUGCUGGAAAAGUGGGCACCAUGCACAGCAGUCUGCAGUGUCUGUGUAACCUUGCUCUGAUGCCUCAGUAGAAGCAGCAGAACUAAACUACUUGCUCUCAUUUUUAGUAUCGCCAUGCUACCAUGCUUGGACAUACAAUAGUUUUAGAGUGCUGUUUUUUUGGUGUUUGUUUGGUUGUUGUUUUUUUUUUUUGUUUUUGUUUUGUUUUUUUGUUUUUAAUUGUAGCCCAUUCUCUGUAACAUUGAGAAAGUGGUUUUCCGCUUUCAAGGAAGCAGUUCAAGAAAGAAAAAAACACAUAAAGUAUACAUUAAUUACAUAUGCACACUUGUCUUCAGGGUCCUAUUUUUCUUAACUAACAGUUUCUGGGUUCUCUUUUCAUCUCAGAACUGCCCAGACCCCAACACAGGCAGAGUACUGAGCACUGUCCCAUCAUUCUUCUGGAGCUAGAGCAGCUGGUUUUAUCACAGACACUUACUGGCUUACUUCAGAUGCACUGUAAAACGUGAGCUUGAUGGGCUUUCAGAACUGGUCAGUGAUCAGCACAAAAAUGGAUAGAAAAACAGCAACAACACAGAGCACAAAGGCCAGACUUUAUCAGGAGAACUUCUGAGAGGAAAGCCACUCUCAAACACAUGGUCACAAGGCAGAGGAUGACAGGGCUAAAAAGCAGCAGCAGAAAGCAAUCUGCUACAGUAAAGCAAAACUACAAAAACAAAUCUUGGCAUCUACCCAACAUUAUUCUGAUAGUUUGUACAUUUGACUGAGGGAUCACUAAGAAACACACAAACCUUUUGACUAUAUAGAGUUCUUAAUAUUAUUGUCUUGUACUGUAACUUCCUCUGAAAGAAGAAGAGAAUCAUAGUUUAUGUAAUGAGUUAACCUUUAAGCUCAGCUUUUGUUUUAACCCAACCUAAGUCUCCAUGAUGACUGGAAUACUAGGAGCCCCGGGUUCCAGCCAUGCAUUGUCUCCACUACGCUGUUAUUUUCCAUACAAAAAUAAGGCAGUUGCUCUUGGUUGGGGUCUUCACAGAAAAACAAAGUCUACCAGUCAAAAGAUCUGGAUUUUUUGACUGGCAAUUGAAACUGGCUCUAAACCUCCCAGUGAGUGAAAACCAGUUCUAGAGAACCUCCCUUUGCAACAAGCCAUGAAGCAAGCCUGUCUCAGUGCAUUGUCUUGUGGCCUCUGUUGGGUGGAUGGUUUCCAUCUUUCCUGCUGAACUAUGACAUCUUCGAUUCCUGCACCCUGCAAGCAGAAAACUGCAUCAGCCCUCUCUGUCAGCACUGAAGCUUGGCCACUGCAGCAUAAAAUACACAGCUCCAGAACAGCCUGGCUGACUUCAGCCAGCCACAAAGGGAACAUCAUGUUGUACUUUACUGAACCCUGUGACAGAAUCUUUCUAUUCCAAACAAAGAAGACUGACAAACCAUAAACAAUAUAAAGAAC